GAGGGAAAACGCAGCCGAGGAGCUCUAUUACUGCAUCGCUGCCUUCUCUCCUUUCUGGCUCCGGAGGCGCUGGCGAUCAUGUGCCGCCCGGCUGAGAACGUCUGGGCGGUGGCAGCGGCGGCGGAGGCUGCAUCCGGCACCCUCUGGUGAGAUGGGCAUCCCGCCCGCUCGCCGCAGCUCCCGGGAAGCACGGCCAGAGCCCCCGGAGGAUGCACUGCAGGCAUCUGAGCCCUGCUAAUCAAAAGAGAAGCUGGACAACGUCCUUUCCAGUCAGCACUUGGCACAAGCAUGGAGUGGUGAGGGGAGCCUGAAUGGCUGUCGCUGGGCUGUCUCUGCUCUGGGUGGAAGCUGUGUGGUGCCCAGGAACGUUAUCCUCCAAAGAGACAAGGUUAAGGAGUUAGGUGGAUCAGGUGUUUCCAAGAGGAGCACUGGGCUGCACAAUCCUGUAGUCCACACUGCUUGAGUCCCCAGCUUUUGUGCAAGCCUCAUUUGAACCUGCUCGAGCCAUGAAACUCUGUGCCAGUCAGUUUAAACAAACAGCUCUCUAGGACACAAAGGAGAUGGGAAGCCAGAUCCAAUGCUUUGCUAAGAAAGGGGAAGUGGAAGGGAAUGUCAUCGAAUCAUAGAAUCAACCAGGUUGGAAGAGACCUCCAAGAUCAUCCAGUCCAACCUAGCACCCAGCCCUAGCCAGUCAACUAGACCAUGGCACUAAGUGCCUCAUCCAGGCUUUUCUUCAACACCUUCAGGGACGGCGACUCUACCACCUCCCUGGGCAUCCCAUUCCAAUGGCAAAUCACUCCUCCCUGCUGACCCAAUGUCCAAAACAUAACUCAUGGCCCCUCCAACAAAAAGACUGGGAGCAAUUUCUGGGUCAGCACAAGAACUCUGCACAAUGCAAAGAUGAAGAUGGGAGGAACCUGGCUGUGUCUGCCCGUUGGAGAGCACUUGCUGGCUCUGGGACACAGGCACUUUUCAAACAAAUGGCAAACCAAGAUGGACUUCAUGAAAUUCAAGUUGUUUGUUUGCCUGGUAGCAUUCAGCUGCGCUAGCUUUGUGUUUUUUUACACCAGUAUGACAGAAUUCUGUAUAAUCUGUGAGAACAGCCAAGAUUACAUAUUUCCUAUAGAGACUUUUAGGAGAAUGAGAGGAAAUUUCUUGCAGCUCCCAGAUAUAGACUGCCAUAAGAACCCACCUUUCCUUGUCCUACUUGUGGCAUCCUCAUACCACCACUUUGACGCCAGGAUGGCAAUCCGGCAAACCUGGGGGAAGGAAAGAACGAUCUCUGGCCAGCGCUUGGUGACCUAUUUCCUCCUGGGGAGCACUGUGAAUUCCAGCCAGCAGGCUGAUAUUGCUGCUGAAAGCCAAAAGUACAGAGACAUCAUCCAAAAGAAUUUUACUGACACAUAUUACAAUUUGACACUGAAGACCAUGAUGGGAAUGGAAUGGAUUCACAGAUUUUGUUACCAGUCCAGCUUUGUGAUGAAAACCGACACAGAUGUGUUUGUCAAUGUUUUUUACCUCACCCAGCUCCUUCUGAGGAAAAAAAGGACCACUGGAUUCUUCACAGGCUUUUUAAAGCUGCAUGAGAACCCCAUACGUAAAAAAGGGAGUAAGUGGUAUGUGAGUAGAGAAGAAUACCCGGGAAAGACCUACCCACCCUUUUGUUCUGGCACUGGCUACGUUUUAUCCACUGAUGUUGCCAGUCAGAUCCAUAACAUUUCAGAGAACGUUCGGUUCAUCAAACUGGAGGAUGUAUUCAUCGGGCUCUGCCUUGACAAACUGAAAAUUGGGCUGCAAGAGCUUCAUUCAGAGCAGACAUUUUUUCCAGAAAGGAUUAGGUUCUCUGUUUCUCGCUUUAAGAAAAUCGUGAUGUGCCAUGAAGUAGAACCACCCGAGCAGCUGAGCUACUGGAAUCACUUAGUGACAGAAAAUAAUGGAGGAACACUCUAGCACCUUCCCUGCUUAAACCACUGAACUUCAAUGCACUGCAUUUACAGGGCUGCUCUUAACUCCAGCAAAACUCCCAACAAAAGACUUUUUUUAAAGGUUAUUUUAAAUGCAAGGAUAUGCAAACGUCUUUCUCUUGCAUUCACUCCCACCUCUUUGUAUCCCUUCUCCGUAUGAGUUACAACUAUUAUUUUUCUCUGAAAGAUACAGGACUGCAAACCUGCCCUCCAAAUCUUUCUGCUACAGGACCAAGAACAUUUCUGCAAUGCCAAAAUGAAAUUCAAAGUACUUCCAUUCAGAAAAGGAAAUCUGCAUUCUCUUCCUGGUGCCCCAUGAUAAAUUUCUGCAUUUGCACCCAUCUGUGCAGGCACUCAAGAAAUGGUGUUUGGAGCUGUCAGGAUGUUCCCCUCCUCGCACAGGCAACUGCAGCCCUGCCCUCGCAGCCCUCUCUGUGUGGGCAGAACUGCAGACUGGCACAGAUCCCUCCUUCAGACUACACAAUGAGGUGGGUUUUUUUGCAGGGAUGGAAGAAUUUGCCCAUGCAGUGUCCUUGGGACACCCUUGCGUACUGCAGGUCCCCUGGUGAGAACGUGAAAGGCUACUGUGUAUGUUUUGUUAUAUGUGCCUCUGCUGAAAAUGGCAUCUGGCAGAGCUGGAUCCAUGCUUAGUGGAGAGUGUCCUGGUCUUUAUGUUAAAAUAGACCCCAGAGACAUAAGUACAUUUGUGUCUCACUUCACUUGAUUUGCCUAAGCUAAACUAGAGUCACUUACAGUGAGCUAAACAGUACAACUGAUUUAGACAUUUUUUCCCCUAUGAGGAACUGGGUGUGUGAGGCAGAACACAGGAGGACUUUACUCUUUUAAAGAGGACAUGAUGAGAGGAGGUGCCCAAGUAAUCAUUCAGGCUGGAAACCUCAUUUCUUAAUUCAUUACCCAACAAGGACUCCUUAAAAUCACUGGGAUGUCUGUAGGUUUCAGAAAUAAGAGACUACAGUAAAUGCUGUGGGAAAUGCAUUUGGGCUAUGGAAAGGAAAAAAGGAAUUCACAAAAUCAUGCCUUAUGCAAUACUCCUGUUUGAUUUACUUUCAGUCAAAGAGAAGGUCAGUUUUGCCAGCAAAGAAUUAUUGGAUGCCUGUACUAGGUGUGAAAUAUUUUCUCCAGGGCAUAGCAAAACUGGGGCUGUUGCCUAGCAGAGGAUGAGCCAGGAGCUGAGGGAUCUUAGAGGGCUCAGCCCCACACACCCAUGCAAUGGAGCAGGACAGAGCCACAGAUGGUGGCAAGAUUCUCAAUCAUAAGGCAGCAUCAUGGUGAUAAGGUAGGUCUGAGGUCAGUCCAGUAACGGCCAAGCCCUGACAGUGGCAGGUAGGGGUUAGGAUCAACGCCAGUGAGAGCAACCAGAGCCAGACAUUGUCCUGGGGUGGCAGGGCAAGGCCUCGGGGGUAGGAACUAUGCUGAAUGUGCUAAAAAGCAUGGAAGGCAGACAGGGAAAGUGAUUUUAUGACUUUGGAGUUAUUUUACUGUUUGCUUUAUUUUUUAUUAAAGUUUGUGAGGACUUUUCAA
This is a messenger RNA of Pogoniulus pusillus (Red-fronted tinkerbird), 3506 nucleotides long. RefSeq names its product beta-1,3-galactosyltransferase 5 (gene B3GALT5). The transcript is spliced from 7 exons. Gene Ontology annotation, molecular function: N-acetyl-beta-D-glucosaminide beta-(1,3)-galactosyltransferase activity. Gene Ontology annotation, cellular component: Golgi membrane; endoplasmic reticulum. Bases 901 to 1950 code for a protein of 349 amino acids. The record is from RefSeq and is a predicted model, not a curated record. Lineage: Eukaryota; Metazoa; Chordata; Aves; Piciformes; Lybiidae.